AUGGUCAGAACGUUCACAUCUUCAUCGCCGUCCACCAAGAACAAUGCUAUUUCAAUAUUGGUUUCAUCUCAGCCGACUCUACCAACUCAUGGCAACAACUAUCAUUCCAUGACCUCUACUCAGAGUAGCAGUAGUGCAUCAUUUCCUUCAUCAUCAUCAUCCACAGCAACUCCUCCACCGACCAAACCAUUCCAAAGACUUUCAACCUCUUCUUCUUCCAAUAACAACAACAACAAUCCGAAUAAUAACAACUCUCCUACUUCCACAUCUCAACAACCAAAAAAGAAUCAACACCACAAGAAAGACCUUCCGAGUGGUAGCAAAAACACCAAAAAACACAAGAAGAAAUCUCAUUCCUCCUCCUCCCACAAACAUCUUCAUGAUUAUACCUUUUCCUUUGAGGCCAUUCUCGACGAUGAAGAAACCCGACUCUGCCUAUUGUUGUUCAUGCGUUCUCAGCGUAACGAAGAAAGCCUUCUAUUUCUCGAGUAUUGUAACGAAUAUUACCGAAAACGGUCAACGGUCAAUCGUUACACCUGUUUGCGAGAGAUACAUGAUCAAUUCUUUAAAGAAAAUGCACCACAUGAAUUGAAUUUACCACAACGUGAGAGGGAGAUGAUGAUCUUCUCGUAUAUGGACAUGCUGGAGGAGAUUGCUCAUCGUAAGCGUAUGAAAGAAGAAGAGCCCAUGAUGAGUUUGAGUAAUAGUAGCGGAGGAGGAGGAGCAGGAAAUACGAAUAAUACAAAUCAGCAGUCGGAAGAGGUUUCUCUAUCCUCGUUAGAUUAUUUAGAUUUGGGAGAAUGUGAAAGUGCAUUGAAAAAGGCUGAAAGUUACAUUCUUGUCAAUAUUAAGGAACAUGUCAUGCCUCAAUUCAUCGAGUCGCCCAUGUUUCAAGAAUUUAUUUCCACGAAAAGCAAAACAUUUUUGAAUACGAUUGGAACUGCUAAGAAUUUGUCGCAUAGUUGUUUUGUGGAAUCGCUCAUGGAGAUGAAGAAGUGUGAAAUGACGAUCGAUCAAGUGCGGAUGAUUAAGAAACAUGUUUUGGAUGAAAAGAAUUGGGAUUUAGUGUUUCAAAAAGAUGACUGCUAUGGAUACAUGUCUUCGAAUCGGUACAUUUUGGGACGAGAGGAAGAAACGAAUAAUGAAGGAGUCUUUUUUGCCAAAUGCGAAGUUAUUUUCCCGUACAGUUGUGAAGCAGUCAUGAAUAUCAUGACCAACGUAAAAGUACGACUUGGCAAUGACAAGAAUUUACACUCCAUUAAAAGAAUUGGCUACAGAAACAAGUCAGGAGUGAUCAAUUAUACUCAUUCUGGCUCACUUGCAAACUUGGAUGAAAGUAGAGAGGACAAUUGCGACAGUGCUUCCCACUCUAAUUACGACGACAGCGAAGAUAACGGUGAAAAUGAUAGUGAUGAUGACGACGACGACGAAGAUGAUGACAAUGACUACUAUUCGACCUCAUCCUCCUCGUCAUCAUCAGCAACGCAAAGCAAUCCCUCAUCGACCAUAUCUGGAAAAACAAAAUUAGCAACAGUUUUAAGUCACGAAGUUUACAAGUUGGCUUGGCCUUUCAAAAACAGAUAUUAUAUACUAGCUCAAUCCAUGUUGCAUGACUCUACUUCUAACAUGUACAUUAUUGCCAAGAAAUCAUGCGAACCUCCCAAUUACAAUCCUAAAGAGACGAAUUAUAUUAGGGCGCUCAACAUUGGUUGUUGGAUGUUUGCUCCAGUCAUACGUGAGAAUGUUGAACAUUGUAAAUAUAUACAAUUUGUUGGAACCGAUUUGAAAGGUUCAGUUCCGUCAUGGCUCAUUGAGAAAAUUAUUAAGAAACGAACUAAAAACUUUUAUCAAGAUACCAUGAGAAUGAUUCAAAAAUCAGAGGCCCUCGCUAACACAAGGCCUGAAGAUUCAUGUGGCUACUUUGAUACAUUGGCAGAAAAUGGAAGCAUUGCUUUGUGA
Messenger RNA from Naegleria lovaniensis, 1959 nucleotides. RefSeq lists its product as uncharacterized. Gene Ontology annotation, molecular function: lipid binding. The transcript has a single exon. The coding region runs from base 1 to 1959 and encodes 652 amino acids. The record is from RefSeq and is a predicted model, not a curated record. Lineage: Eukaryota; Heterolobosea; Eutetramitea; Acrasida; Naegleriidae.